AUAGAUUAAACUUUAAUGUAUGAGAAAAACAUCAUCAUACUAAAGAGAACACACGACAAUGGUCUACAAAGGAAAAAUGUUUAUUAGAUAACCUUUUGUUCCAUCCACACUAUAGAAGAGAAACGAAAAAUGUUGUUUAUUUAACGCAAAUCAACAACACUCAGAAACUGAGAGUGUGAAGAACCUUAGUUGUAGUUAGUGGCAAUCAAUCAGUAUUAGAGUAGCCAUGAGAAUGAAGCUGCUGAUUUUGUUUGCAUGCUUACUUUCUGGGUUUAUCUCCUCUAGAUCUGAGACACUGUUUUCCUUCUCACAAAACGAUGUCGUCUCAGCUAAUCCAUUGCAACUUAUGGUUAACCUCACUCUCAUUCAAGGAGCUGAUUCCAAAGGAGCUGUUUGUUUGGAUGGAACAUUGCCCGGUUACCAUUUGGAUCGUGGAUUUGAUUCUGGUGCGAAUAGUUGGCUUAUUCAUCUUGAGGGAGGAGGAUGGUGUAACACAAUCAGAAAUUGUGUAUAUAGAAAAAAGACUCGUCGUGGUUCCUCCAAAUACAUGGAAAAUCAAAUACCAUUCACAGGAAUAUUGAGUAAUAAACCAGAAGAAAACCCUGAUUUCUUUAACUGGAAUAGAGUCAAAUUAAGGUACUGUGACGGAGCAUCUUUUACUGGAGAUAGUGAAAAUGAGGCGGCAGGGCUUCAAUUUCGAGGACAAAAAAUUUGGCUAGCUGCAAUAGAGGAAUUGAUGUCUCAAGGAAUGGAUAAUGCAGAACAGGCCCUUCUUUCUGGAUGUUCUGCGGGUGGUCUUGCGUCCAUAAUACAUUGUGACGAGUUCCAAAGCUUGUUACCAAAAUCUUCCAAAGUGAAGUGUUUUAGUGAUGCGGGUUUUUUUCUUGAUGCAAUUGAUGUAUCUGGAGGACGCUCAUUGAGAAAUCUGUUUGAAGGCGUAGUUCAGUUACAGGAAGCACAAAAAAAUCUGCCAAAAAAUUGUCUCAACAAACUGGACCCAACUUCGUGCUUCUUUCCUCAGAAUUUGGUUGAACAUAUUGAGACGCCAUUGUUUCUACUCAAUGCGGCUUAUGAUGUGUGGCAGGUUCAAGCCAGUUUAGCCCCAGCGACAGCCGAUCCUCUUGGCUCUUGGAAUGAAUGCAAAUCAAACCAUGCAAAUUGUAGCUCGUCUCAAAUUCAGUUCCUCCAAGACUUCAGAAAUCAAAUGGUUGACGAUUUGAAAGAUUUUUCAAGACCGUCUCAAACUGGACUUUUCAUAAAUUCCUGUUUUGCUCAUUGCCAGUCGGAGAGACAGGAGACAUGGUUCGCGGAUGACUCUCCUCUUCUCGAGGACAAGCCAAUUGCAGUUGCUGUUGGAGACUGGUAUUUCGACCGGGAAGUUGUCAAAUCUAUUGACUGUCCUUACCCUUGUGACAAUAAUUGCCAUAAUUUGGUGUUUAGAAGAGUAUAAUGUAUUAUCUCUUUAUGUGUUAAGAUCACUUGUGUAUUUAACAUUCAUUAAUUAUGUCAAGACCAUUCUUAUGUGAUGAAGCAAUUAAUUGAUUAUCA
This is a messenger RNA of Vicia villosa (hairy vetch), 1548 nucleotides long. Its product is annotated as pectin acetylesterase 2-like. Gene Ontology annotation, molecular function: pectin acetylesterase activity. The transcript is spliced from 12 exons. Bases 227 to 1450 code for a protein of 407 amino acids. Gene Ontology annotation, biological process: cell wall organization. Gene Ontology annotation, cellular component: plant-type cell wall. NCBI's taxonomy places the organism in Eukaryota, Viridiplantae, Streptophyta, Magnoliopsida, Fabales, Fabaceae. The record is from RefSeq and is a predicted model, not a curated record.